AUGCGUAAUCCCGCAAGAGGGUUGUGCCUCAUUCCGGAUCGUCACGAGGCCAUAAGAAGUGCUUACUCCAGAAAUGGAAGUGGUUGGACGGAAAACAAUUCUGUCGAUGUCUAUUGCAUUAGACAUAUUGCACAAAACUUCAUGCGACAAUUCAAAAAUGCUGCACUAAAGAAAGAUAUUGCUAAUAUGGGCACCAAGGCACUUGCAAUUGGUGAGAUGCACAAUGCUUCAUUCAAGACCAAUUUCUGCUUGCAAUUGGCAUACAAAACUAUGCUGAAACAAGUUGGAAAUGGUUCAAACUUUGUCUAUUCCCCUUUGUCUCUGCAUAUUAUAAUGAGCCUUCUUGCUGUAGGAACAAAAGGGAAAACCUUGCAACAACUUCUUUCUGUUCUAGGAUCAGAAAGUAUACAUGAAGUGAAUUCAUUAUCUUCACAAAUUAUUUCUUAUAUACAGCUUGCUGAGGGAAAUGGAAGCCACAGUGGGGGUCCUAUUUUGUCAUUCAUUAAUGGGGCUUGGGUGGAGCAAAGUUUUGGUCUGAAGAAAUCAUUUGAAGAGGUGGUCAAACAAGUUUAUAGAUUAAGUCAAGUUAAAGAGGUUGACUUCAAAAACAAGUUUUUCGAAGUAAGAGAAGAAGUAAAUGCGUGGGCUGACAAUGCUACCAAUGGACUAAUAAAGGAACUUCUUCCAGCAAAUUCCUUAUCUUCAUUGACCAGGCUAAUUCUUGUCAAUGCAAUGUACUUCAAAGGAACAUGGCCAUUGGAUCAAAGGUUUGACGCAUCGAACACUAAAACCAAAACUUUCAACCUUCUCAAUGGACAGAAAGUAAAGGUUCCCUUCAUGACCAACUUUGAAUUUGUAAACUAUAAUUUCAAAUCUUUUGAAACCUUUAAAAUACUUCAAAUUCCCUACCAAAGUGGUGAUAACAACCCAUUAACGUUCUCCAUGUAUUUCUUUCUUCCACAUGAGAAGGAGGGUCUCCCAUAUUUGAUUCAUAUAUUAAAUUCAAACACGGAAUUCUUAAAUCAAAAUUUUGGCUUACAUAAAGUGAAUAUUCCUAAUUUUUGGAUCCCAAGAUUUAAGUUCUCGUUUGAUUUUGAGGCUAAAGAGGACAUGGAAAACUUAGGACUUACAUUACCUUUCAAGAUCAGUGGAGACUUGACAGAAUUUUCAGAUUCUCCCUUAAGCAGUGAACUUUAUGUUUCAAAGAUUUUUCAUAAGGCAUGCAUUGAAGUCAAUGAAGAAGGAACAGAAGCUUCAGCUAGCACAGCAGUAAUUAUAAGUCAACAACGUGCCAUGAUGCCAAUACCAAGCUUUGUGGCUGAUCAUCCUUUUGUCUUCAUGAUAAGGGAAGAAACUUCAAUGGCUGUGUUUUUCAUUGGAGCUGUGGUCAAUCCUCUCUUGGUUUCUUGA
Molecule: messenger RNA, 1410 nt
Organism: Abrus precatorius (Indian licorice)
Lineage: Eukaryota; Viridiplantae; Streptophyta; Magnoliopsida; Fabales; Fabaceae
Product: serpin-ZXA-like
Exons: 4
Coding region: 1-1410 (469 amino acids)
Molecular function (GO): serine-type endopeptidase inhibitor activity
Source: RefSeq, a predicted model, not a curated record